Molecule: messenger RNA, 1404 nt
Organism: Caenorhabditis briggsae
Lineage: Eukaryota; Metazoa; Nematoda; Chromadorea; Rhabditida; Rhabditidae
Gene: Cbr-gld-1
Product: Protein CBR-GLD-1
Exons: 6
Coding region: 1-1404 (467 amino acids)
Biological process (GO): regulation of mRNA splicing, via spliceosome
Cellular component (GO): nucleus
Molecular function (GO): mRNA binding
Source: RefSeq, a predicted model, not a curated record
AUGCCGUCGUGCACCACCCCAACCUUCGGUGUGUCGGCACAGCAUGAGAACCCAAGCGUCGAUUCACCAUCUCGUUCGUCGAUCCUCACCCCAACAUCACUCGACGAUGAGACCAGUCCACGGAAGAGUUUCCAGAUUCUCGAGUCCAGUGUGAGCGCGGAUCGUUGGCCAGCGCCACGGCGAGAUGGCUGGAGCUCAGUGCGAGCACCACCACCAGCUCGUCUCUCCCUCCAUCCUCAGAGAAACUUGAUGUCGCCGAUUUCAAGUGCUUACAGCCAGACGCCGAAUUCGCUUCUCUCCCCGACCAUGUUCCAUCCAAAAUCGCGGAGCAUCUUUUCGCCAACGCUUCCGGCGACUCCCCUGAGUUAUGGGAAGUCUUCAAUGGACAAGAGCCUCUUCUCGCCAACGAUCACCGAACCAGUUGAGGUUGAAGCCACCGUCGAGUAUCUCGCCGAUCUUGUCAAAGAGAAGAAACAUCUUACACUCUUCCCACACAUGUUCAACAACGUCGAACGUCUUCUGGAUGAUGAGAUAGGACGAGUUCGUGUCGCUUUGUUUCAAACUGAGUUCCCACGUGUCGAUCUUCCUGAGCCAGCUGGGGACAUGGUCUCCAUAACGGAAAAGAUUUACGUUCCAAAGAACGAGUUCCCAGAUUACAACUUCGUCGGCAGAAUACUUGGACCACGUGGAAUGACUGCUAAGCAACUCGAACAAGACACCGGAUGCAAGAUCAUGGUCCGCGGAAAGGGGUCGAUGAGAGAUAAGGCCAAGGAAAGUGCCCAUCGUGGGAAAGCCAAUUGGGAGCAUCUCGAAGACGAUCUGCACGUGUUGGUGCAAUGCGAGGACACCGAGAAUCGUGUGCACCUCAAGCUGCAAGCCGCACUUGAGCAAGUCAAGAAGUUGCUAGUUCCAGCUCCAGAAGGAACUGACGAGUUGAAGAGAAAGCAGCUCAUGGAGCUCGCCAUCAUCAAUGGAACCUAUCGUCCAAUGAAAUCUCCAAAUCCAGCUCGCAUGAUGACUGCUGUCCCACUUCUCUCGGCUACUCCACUGCGCAGCCCAGGCCCAGUUCCAAUGUCACCAACCCCAGGAGUCCCAAUUAGCAGCUUCUCAGGAUCCAUUUUGAGCCCGACAAUCGCUGGAUCAAGUGGAAUUCUCGGAAACAACAUCUUCGACUACUCCCUGUUGACACCGAGCAUGUUCGACUCGUUUAGCUCCCUCCAACUGGCUAGUGACCUGACGUUCCCGAACUAUCCAACAACCACUUCGUUUGUCAAUUCGUUCCCGGGACUCUUCACCUCUUCUUCAUCGAACGUGACACCAUCAGUCAACAGUACAAGCACCACUCAAGCUCAAUCAGGAGGAGACAGUCCAUCGGCUUCUUCGGUCAACAACACCUCUUUCUAG